UCAAAGAGUUGAUUCCCCUCCCCCGUUUGUAGGCUCCCUUUAGGUACUGAAAGAAUGAGCAGAUGGCUGACUGUGUGGUCUCAGAGGCUCAGGGAAAGCAGCAUGUCUCAUUUAUGGCAUGUUUGUCUCGAGCCUGUGUAGAGUUUCUUGCGGCAGCAUGGACCUGUGCCCUGAGACAGAACAGCCUGCUAAAGGAGUGGCUGAGUGGGCAUCUGUGUUUACUGUUGUUGAAAUCGCAAAUAGGGAAGAAAUCAAAUUGCAUUGAUUUCCUAGUGGAAGUGGAAGAGUACCUGGCUUCUAAAUCACUGCAGUCAGAGUCUGGUGUGGUCAUUUCUAGGUGUGAACACCUUGCUGGUGCGUGAGUCUUCUGCCUUGGCUUCUGCAAUGGCCAGGGCAGCCGCUGCUGUGGAUGGGAGCAAUUCUCUUAACAAAUGAAAUGUGGAAGUAAUAUAUCAUGCUCCUGUUUCUUGUUGUCCUUUGAAGGCUUUGCUCGUAUUCACAGUAUUGCAGAGUCCAGGUCUGGAUGCUGAGGGCAUCGAACAGCACUCGGAGGGUGAGGAAGGAGUCUGAAAGCUCUGGCCGUGCUUCCUUCAGGCAGGAGAUAUGGUCUGGGGGCCUGCACUGCAAGGUGAAAUUCAAUCCAUGUUUGUUAUCAUCACCAAAACUUAGUUCACUUGUCUCUUUUUUUGGUCACUUCUACUAGCAUGAGCUUCACUGGAUUGUUCCUUAGGUGUAAAAGUAGAUAGCAGCUGGUUUAUAUGGGGUCAUAGCACAAAUGUUUCCUUAGGGCAGAAUGAGCAGCUUGACAACCAGAUUGGAGAUGCUGCUGUGCUCUGUGGAUCAGUUCAUUUCAGUGCUGGUAAAUGGUGAAUGGCAACUAGCUGGAAGAUGCCGUGUCUUAAGGCACCAGGCAACUCACUUUCUUCUUCAGGAGAAUAAAUAUGAUGAAGAAGCUGUGAAAUGCCCUCUGCUAGCAAGCUGUGUAUUUCAGAAAUGCUGGUAUUUCUCAGAUGUCAUCUGACAGGGAGCCUGCUGUGGGUUUCUUAAUGACACUGUGUCAGUUGUUGCUAGUAGGAUUUUCUUAUGUCUAUGAGAAAUGCCUGUUGAGUUUAUAGGAUUGGUGAUGGGAAAAAGGAGAUUUGGAACUUGUUACUGAGAAAACUAAAAACUGAGUGGUGUUAUUGCGGGGAACAGUCACACUGGGAAACCUUCUGUAGUGCUGUGCCUUGGGUUUCUCUGCCUUUCUUGGCUUUGUGGCUACUCUGGGAUGUCUUUGAGUCCGUUGUCUUGAAUUAAUUAUGCCUUAUUUCUUUCUCUUGAAUGGCAGUUCUGUUGGGCAGAAAUGAGGUGGUGUGCCUGCUAGCUGCUCCCUGCAGGCUGGCAACUUUGGAUUUUUCUGUUGGACUGCCUAAAAAGGAAGCUGGAUGGCAGAGAACCAAGUGGAAGCAUUGUUAAGAUGGGAUUAUGAUGGUUGUCGCAGUGUCUGCACCAUUAUUCAGUUGUCUGGGAAGAGCAUAAUGGCAGCAGUGGAACCCACAGUGGAGCCAUGUCUCAAGCCGUGCAGACCAACGGGACGCAGCCUUUAAGCAAAACCUGGGAGCUCAGCUUGUACGAGUUGCAAAGAACACCUCAGGAAGCGAUCACUGAUGGCUUGGAAAUCGUGGUGUCACCCAGGAGCCUGCACAGCGAACUCAUGUGUCCCAUUUGUUUGGAUAUGUUAAAAAACACCAUGACGACAAAAGAGUGUUUGCAUCGUUUCUGUGCUGACUGUAUCAUUACAGCCCUCAGGAGCGGCAACAAAGAAUGUCCCACCUGUCGUAAAAAGCUGGUGUCAAAAAGAUCGCUGCGACCUGAUCCCAAUUUUGAUGCUCUCAUCAGUAAAAUUUAUCCAAGCCGUGAUGAAUAUGAAGCGCAUCAGGAGAGAGUGCUAGCAAGAAUCAGUAAACACAACAACCAGCAAGCUUUAAGUCACAGCAUUGAAGAAGGACUAAAGAUUCAGGCUAUGAACAGGUUACAGAGGGGCAAGAAACAACAGAUUGAGAAUGGCAGUGGAGCAGAAGAUAAUGGUGACAGUUCACACUGUAGCAAUGCCUCAACACACAGCAAUCAGGAAGCAGGGCCUAGUAACAAAAGGACCAAAACAUCAGAUGAUUCUGGGCUAGAACUGGACAAUAACAACACAGCUGUGGCCAUAGACCCCGUACUGGACGGUGCCAGUGAAAUAGAAUUAGUCUUCAGGCCUCAUCCUACCCUCAUGGAGAAUGACGACAGCGCACAGACGAGAUACAUCAAGACCUCAGGCAAUGCCACUGUUGAUCACUUGUCCAAGUACCUAGCUGUGAGAUUGGCUCUGGAAGAGCUUCGGAGCAAAGGAGAAUCAAACCAGAUGAAUCUUGACACGGCCAGUGAGAAGCAGUAUACUAUUUACAUAGCUACUGCCAACGGACAGUUCACUGUGUUAAAUGGGUCGUUCUCCUUGGAGCUGGUCAGUGAGAAGUACUGGAAAGUGAACAAACCCAUGGAACUGUACUAUGCACCGACGAAGGAACAUAAAUAAGCUGUGUUGGAAAACUGAGAUGGGACUAACUCUCUUUUUAUAGCUAUGACUUCUUUAAAAUUAAAAGAAAGCACCGUCAUUAUCUUUAUGGACAAUACAUAUGUGAUGCCUUCAGGCUCUCUCAGUAUACUUAUUAAUAUGAUUAGACAGUAUUCUUGAUUGUAUUUAAUUUAGACUUUUUUUUCGUUGUUUUUCUCUAGUGCUUGACAUGCUUUUGUUCCCAGUGUGUGAUAACUGAAUGAGUGUUCCAGUUUGGAAUGUCUUAAUUUUAUCCAGGUAAAUCUGGAUUUCUAAUACAUUUGACACAAUUAUAGUAGCCUCUGUGAAGUACUGAGCAUUGGAUGGCUAAGUCAGUCUAUUCAAUAGUAAUGUAUGCCAAGGAAUGUGUUAAAUGUUGUAAUUUGCUAAUGGUUAUCCAUAUAAAAGAUGGUAGAAAAUUGAUUUCUGAUAGGAAAGAUGAAUUAUUCAGUCUUUUUUUUUUUAAACAAAUACAGCUAUAGUGAGAAAACGGACACUUUAAAAACCUUGCUACUUACUGAGCUUCAGUGCAAGGUGAUUCCUGAAGUUGGUUUGCUUUUUAACAAAACAAAACCAAACAAACCCCAAACCCUUCCCCCUAUAGAAAUUCCAAUCUUGUUUCACACUGCAAUUUCCCAUCUGACUCCUGUUGCAGUGGUAGUCCUGUCCUCACAAACUUAGUCAAAAUCUUACAGAAGUUUUACAGCCCUACUCUGUUCGAUAUAAUAACAGGUUUUCAUUGAGAACGUAUCAGAACUGUCUGCAAAGAAUCAACCUAAAUGUCUUUAGAAAGCAAAUCCCUUAAAUUCCAGCGCACUGACAUAAUGCAAAGUGAAAUAUUUUGCUUUACAGAAUUCUUGCCACCCAGCUGUGAGCUUAUCUCAGCUUCAGUUUGAGUAGGGAGGACUUCAACCAUAAGCUGCUCUAAGAUUACUU
This is a messenger RNA of Meleagris gallopavo (turkey), 3511 nucleotides long. Lineage: Eukaryota; Metazoa; Chordata; Aves; Galliformes; Phasianidae. The record is from RefSeq and is a predicted model, not a curated record.